Molecule: messenger RNA, 1890 nt
Organism: Penicillium cosmopolitanum
Lineage: Eukaryota; Fungi; Ascomycota; Eurotiomycetes; Eurotiales; Aspergillaceae
Exons: 2
Coding region: 1-1890 (629 amino acids)
Source: RefSeq, a predicted model, not a curated record
AUGCCUGGGGCUAUGACGAUGGUCAAAUCUCGCACUGCGCCUACCGAAGAGGCCAUUUCAUUCCCGGUUUUGACAUACAGCGAUGCCGCGCCGCGAUCCGAUCUUUGCGAUAUCGAUGAAAGAGCCAAGCAUCAAGAGAAUCAACAAAGUCUCGCCCAGUUCGAAUUCCCUCGGCCCAGUUCUGGAGAUGGACGAUCAAGAAGAAAGCCGCCUCCGGGUACCGUUGCGACCUUUGACUUUCGAGUAACAGCGCCCCCAGAUGAAGUGGUUCCUUCACACGCCAUGUUGGACCGCAGUCCUAUCGGAGUUGGCAUUGCACUGGGUAGUCCAGGCAUGGUUGAUUCGAAGGAUAAUCUACCCCCACCGCGUUUCAAUACGUCCAUCUUUACGGAGCAGCAAAAGGGACAGUCGCAGCAGUCACAGCCACUCCGGAAGGCAAGCAAAUGGAAGAAGAUUGGAGGGUUAUUCAGGGCCAAAAGUGCACUUGCAUCUCCGACACGGCCAAGACCACCUCCAAUGACCUUGCCAAAUCAUGCCGCUGCGAUGGAUAAACAGACAAGCCAGAAAGCCGGAACUGAGGAAUGGCCGCGCAUCGAGUCCGAUCCCAAGUAUGCAACGACUAAAGCUGCUUCAACUACGCCGUCGCGCAGCCGCAAGUUUUCUUUAUCCAAUAAGAAGUCCCCAAAGGAAAGCAAUGGAGAUCUCGGACCUCGAUUGGAGAUUGAUAUUCCCGACGUCCAAAUGGAAAGGUACAGUGUGAUGUUCAGCAAUGUGAUGAAUAAGAAUCAGAGACCCUCUCUGCUGGCCAGGAGGAGUAAAACACUUGACAGCGUCCAAGUUCCACAUAACUCGGACUUCCUCGCUGCCAAAGUACCACCGGUUCCUCAACGCCGAGCAACUUCACCAGCACGUUCGAGCUUUACAUUGUUUCCCACUUCACAACCGUCAAAGGCUGCUCAAGUCCUCGGGACUCAGAACUUCUCUCGUGGCCCAAGCCCUUUGCUUCGAUCGAAUACACUCCUGCAGAGAGUCCAUCCCAAGCAUCCCCGAUGGAACCCCCCUCGACCAAUCCCUAAUAAUACUAGCGUUUCAUCGUUCGAAUCCUUGCCCAUCGCCAAUGUCUUUCAACGUUCACAUACCCCGCGCUCAUCUACGGCAUCUUCUCGCUAUGACGACAAACCAUUGCCUGCUAUUAAGCCCGAGCCGGAGACCCAGCCUUCAUCCGAAGAGACAACAGCGUCAAUAGUAACACAGAUAAUGACGCAGAAUCCUGUUGCCAUGCCAUCGAAGCCCCAAUCCCGAUCCCGAUCUCAAUCCCCAGCACCGGCCCCGGCCCCGGCACCAAGGACUCAACAGAUCCCCAGACAAAGGUCUUCGCCGCUCAAAAAUGAGAGAUCUUUACAGCAAGAGAAUCCUAGAGUUAACCGGCCAAACCUGACGAUUAAAACUGCUUCGACACCAAUCCCACAACCCCCCGCGAAAGACCUCCCCGUUCGAUCUUCCUCAAUCCCAGUUCCCGGCCAGCAAAUUCCCAAAUUGAUCACGGACCAGCCCACUAUAACAAUGUCUCCAUCCCCACUCUCGUCCGGUCCAAUGUCAGCAGUCUCUCCUCGACAGUCAUCCCAACCUGCGCGUAUACCUCUAUCGAAUGGCGGGAAAAUGAUCAAAACAGGGAGUGGGAAAACCCCAACUAUAGAAGUCUCGACCGCCAGGUCGGUUUCUGUUUCGAAAGGGAGAAGGCAAAUGCUCGUGCCCAUCGGAUCGCGAGCUGAUCAUUUUGAUUCGAAUGAGCGGCUCGUGGAGAGGAAGACUUUGACGCCGAGGAUUACCGAGGUAACCUCUGGACACCGGCCUGCGAAAUCUCAACAACUUCAAAUUGAGUCGCUGUGA